AUGCCGUACAGUACACCGCACAUCAACGGCUACCAUCCUCAGACGAACGGCGUAACGGAACGUCUCAACCGCACACUGGGAGACAUGCUUACUAUGUAUAUUGAUUCUGACCACUCCAAUUGGGAUGCCAUUCUCCCUUUCGUGACGUACGCAUACAAUACUGCGACGCAAUCCACAACAGGCUUUUCCCCAUUCUUUCUUUUGUAUGGCCGUGAGCCAUGCAGCACUCUCGACACAAUACUGCCGUACAAUCCCGAUGCCUCGGAAUUCAGCCCAGUUUCCGAAAUGGCCGAAUAUGCUGAAGAGUGUCGUCAGCUCGCACGGCCAUUCACGGCGGAUACUCAAGCCCGCCAAAAAGUUCGCCAUGAUCGUGAUGUGGCCCCGGACACUUUCCCCGUCGGCUCUCUCGUGUGGCUUCGACUGCCUUUUCACUCUCCUGGCUUGACUCCCAAGUUUGCACCGAAGUAUACCGGCCCUUACCGCGUCAUCAAGUGCCCCUCUCCUGUCACCUAUGUGAUUGAGCCGGUGCAGCCGUCCACGGACAAGCGCCGUCUUAGUCGUGAGAUGGUCCACGUCAGCCGCCUCAAGCCCUACAACGACCCUCCUGUCCUCUCGUCACCUUGA
Messenger RNA from Rhipicephalus sanguineus (brown dog tick), 624 nucleotides. RefSeq lists its product as uncharacterized. Gene Ontology annotation, biological process: DNA integration. Gene Ontology annotation, molecular function: nucleic acid binding. Bases 1 to 624 code for a protein of 207 amino acids. The transcript has a single exon. NCBI's taxonomy places the organism in Eukaryota, Metazoa, Arthropoda, Arachnida, Ixodida, Ixodidae. The record is from RefSeq and is a predicted model, not a curated record.